GUGUACAUCUGGUUGCCUUCUCGUUGCUCAACAAAGUCGUUUAGUUGUUGCCUAAUUUGUAAAUUAAAAUGUUUUUUUGAAAAAAGUGCUACAAUAUCAUUCAGUUUUUCAUUAUUUGAUUUGAUUAAAAAAGCGAAAAUCAUAUUUUUAGAUACGACAAUUUAAAAAAAUAAUUCCGACUUGCGCUGUUAAAAAAAAUUGUUUUCUAUACUGUGUUAGUAUAUAUGUUUAGUGAAUCUCGUUGAAUGUUGACAAAUACCUGUCUUUGACAAACAAAUGGCAUAAAUUUACAGAAAUUAACAUUAAAGUGUAAUUCUCAAAUUAAUAAUAUGGCUGCACUUAGUGGUUUCGUUGAUUUCUUUCAAAAAGGAAAGACAUUCAGACCUAAAAAGAAAUUUGCCCAUGGUACAUUAAGAUAUUCUUUACAUAAACAAGCACAAGCUUCUCUUAAUUCCGGUAUUAAUUUACGCGCCGUCGUUAAAUUGCCACCUGGAGAAGAUUUAAGCGAUUGGAUUGCUGUUCAUGUGGUCGAUUUUUUCAAUAGAAUAAAUCUCAUAUAUGGAACAGUUUCUGAAUAUUGUGAUUCUGCGUCAUGUCCAACAAUGAGUGGUGGGGCAAGAUUUGAAUAUUUGUGGGCUGAUGGUGAAAAAUAUAAAAAACCAACAGCCUUACCGGCACCACAAUAUGUUAAUCUUCUAAUGGACUGGACUGAAAAUCAAAUUAAUAAUGAAAAUGUCUUCCCAGUGUCGACUGAUGUACCAUUUCCGAAAACUUUUAUUCCACUGUGUCGAAAAAUUUUGACCCGUCUAUUCCGAGUGUUCGUUCAUGUCUACAUUCAUCAUUUUGAUCGAAUAGUCGCAAUUGGAGCGGAAGCUCAUGUCAACACAUGUUACAAGCAUUUUUACUACUUUGUCACAGAAUUUGAAUUAAUAAAUCACAAAGAAUUGGAACCAUUAGCGGAAAUGACUUCCAAAGUGUGUAAAGAUACUACAGAAGUGACAAAUUCAAGAUAGUUUAUUUUAUUCAAUCACUUUUAUCAUUGCAAUGAAAUUUAUUAUAGCAGUAAAUGAUUUUCUACUUGCUUCCUAUGUAAUUUGAAAAUUAUUCGAAUUUUAUUCGUAUAUAAGCCAAUUACGACAAUAUUGAGAGGAAGAAUUUCAUUAAAUUUUUUACAAAAGCAUCGUAAUUUAUAUAAAAAUGGAAAAUUAAAUCCUAUGUACAUAAAAAUUACUUUCAAUUUUUUUUUUUUUUUUCAUUAGCAAUUUACUCCAUUAUGCAUUAGAUUCAAUAUUAUCAUUGUUGUUCUUUUUUUUAAAAUAAUAUUUAACUUCUUGAAGUACUUACUAGAUUUUAAUUUAAUUAAUAAUUACAUUUUUAUCUGCAAAUAAUGUAAAAAUUAAUUAAAUUAGAAUAAAUAAUUGUAAAAGUAAUAAUAGAUGAUAGAAUUAAUUUUUAGCAUUUUUUUUUAAGUCUCGAAUGAUUUUAAUAUGAAAUCAAUUUAUAGCUCAUAAUAUGUAUCGGUGUUUGUUAAAAUAUUUGUUAAAUUUAGGAAAUACGUUUUGUAAAUGUUCUAGUCAACAUUAAAUUUUGUUCUAUUUUUAGACAAUUCUAAAAUGAUAAAACACAUUCUUUUUUGUCAUCUAUUUUUUGGCAAAAAAAAAAAAAAGGAAAAUUAGUUUGUUGCAUAAUAUUUAAUAAUAAAUUCAUCACUGAUUAAUAAAUUUUAAUUUAAAAUUUAUUUAUUUUUUAUAGGUUUUCUCAAUUUUAGAAAUAAUAAGACAAAGUAAAUUAAAAUUGUGUAAUUAUAAUUUUUAAUACAAAAAAAAGAAGUUACGCAACAAUCUAAUAUACAAUAAAAAUUUGUACCUAUACAAAAAAAAAACAGAAAAUCAAUAAAGCGAUUUGAUUUAAUAAAAGAUUUGUACAUUUUUUAAUAAAGAUGACUUGAAAGAAUUUUUUAAUACUGAUUUAAUGAUAGACAAUUGUUUUUAUUGCAAAAAAAAAAAAAUUUAUCCUUAUCAAAUUAACGUAUAGAUGAGUCAAAUUUAUUAAAUUGAUAAGCCAAAUACAAAUAGUGGAAAAACAAUGAAUGAUUUAGUUUCUUUUUUACAACUCACAUUGAUGUAUAAUGCAAAAAAAUAAAAAUAAUUUUACGAAUUUUUUUUU
Leptopilina boulardi is the source of this 2166-nucleotide messenger RNA. RefSeq names its product MOB kinase activator-like 3 (gene Mob3). The transcript has 5 exons. The coding region runs from base 330 to 1013 and encodes 227 amino acids. Gene Ontology annotation, molecular function: protein kinase activator activity. Gene Ontology annotation, cellular component: nucleus; cytoplasm. Gene Ontology annotation, biological process: signal transduction; positive regulation of protein phosphorylation. The record is from RefSeq and is a predicted model, not a curated record. NCBI's taxonomy places the organism in Eukaryota, Metazoa, Arthropoda, Insecta, Hymenoptera, Figitidae.